CUGAUAUCAUUCUAUCAGUAACAUAAUAUUUUUUCAUCUAGAUGAAUUAGUUCUCAUCUAAUGGAGGAUUGGAUUGUUGCUUCGAAAGGAGCCACCACUAGCAGGGAACGGCAGCCGUCAAAGACAACAAUAGAACUUCAUGAUCUUCUUAGUGGCAGACAUCAUUGGCAAGCCACUUCUCAUGCUCGUCCUACGUAUUGCAAUGUUUGCAGAGAUGCACUAUCUGGUGUUACAUCUCAUGGUCUAAGCUGUGAAAUCUGUAAGUGGAAAGUUCAUAAGAGAUGCGCUUCAAAGGCAAUCAACAACUGCAAAUGGACGACCCUAGCUAGUGUCAGGAAAGAAAUAAUAGAAGAUAAAGAUGGAAAUAUUUAUAUGUCACAUCAAUGGAUGGAAGGAAACUUACCAGUUUCUUCAAAAUGUGCAGUUUGUGAAAAAAACUGUGGCUCUGUCCUCAGGCUUCAGGAUUGGAGAUGCCUUUGGUGCAGGGCCACUGUUCAUACAGCAUGUCGACCUCUAUAUCCUGUUCGCUGUGAUCUGGGACCAAACAGGGUUAGCAUUGUACCUCCUACAGCUCUUCAUUCUGUCGGUAAAUGUUCCGACGAAGCUUGGGAAGCUGUGCGCCCGCAAGGGUGCUCCCCCCUCCUUGUCUUUGUCAACUCCAAGUCAGGAGAUAACCAGGGUGUGAAAUUUCUGAAGCGUUUUAAGCAACUCCUGAACCCCGCACAAGUUUUUGAUCUCAUUCCUUCUGGACCAUUUUUGGGCCUGAAACUAUUUAGGAGAUUUGAUCCAUUUCGCGUAUUAGUUUGUAGUGGAGAUGGUUCCGUUGGUUGGGUCCUAUCAGAAAUAGAUAAGAUAAAUAUAACUAAUCAAUGCCAAGUUGGUGUUUUGCCUCUUGGAACUGGCAAUGAUUUGGCUAGAGUUCUUGGUUGGGGAGCUUCUUGUGAUGAUGAUGCCAACCUUUCUCAUCUUUUGGAUAAAUAUGAAAAAGCAACGACGAAAAUGCUUGACAGGUGGAGCAUAAUGACUUUUGAAAGAUCGUUAUCUUUGCCCAAUGAGGAAAAAUCCUCAUUUAGCAGUUUCCUUCCUGCAAUGGCAGCCUGUGAGAAUAGUGUUGUCUUCCAUCUUAGUAAUAUUCUUGAAUCAAAUGAACAUCCAUCUAUUAUAGCUUCUGCAAAAGUGCUAUGUGAAACUGUCAAACAAUUCAUCACUCGGGCAGUUGAAAUAUCCUUAAGUCAAGGAGAUGAUGAGUUAAAUAAAAAAUGUAUAGUAAUCAGGGAGAAGCUUGAUCAGCUGCUUAAUACUUUACAUGAAGAAGGAUUAGAAUUGGAGGAGGAUGGUUUUGAAAAACAUAGUUUAGAGAAAUCAGAAAAAGAUGAAAAACAGUUUCCAAGUAUUGAAGACAAAAAUAAACUUGAUCAUUUAAAGCUGACGACACAGGAAAAAUUAAAGAUGCGUGCAAAUAGUCUCAAACGAGCAGUGAGGCAAUUAAUUGAACAUUCGGAAAAGGUGAUAGAUGAACAGAAUAUACCGAGGGAAGCAGAUACCAUCAUUAUAGAUUCCCUUGAUCCACAGCCUUAUAAGCAAAAUGACCGUGCAGAGUUAAUCAGUCCAUUGCCAACCCUUCGAAGGGACUCAAACUGCUCAACAAGUGAUGUUUUGACUCUUGACCUUCCUGUUCCUACCCAAUUCGCUGAUUCACGAAGAUCAUCAGCAUCACGUAUAAGUUCGCCGUUUCAUGGUCUAACUAGAAGUGAAACCAUGGAAGGUCAAUCGACAAACCCCAGAGUAAUUAUAGAACCACCGUCACCGUCUGGUGAGGACACACCCACUAGAAGAUUCAGUUAUGACUGUUGUAGAAAAUUGUCCGCAGCAUCUCCCUGCUCGAUGAUUAAGUCAGAUUCUCCAGACACAGUGAAACCAAUAGUGGAAAAAAAACUACCAAUUAUUAAUCCUUUGGUUAGACUUCCAACUUGGCCAAAUAUUUCUGGUCCAGGGCUUGUAAGUAAAGUUCUUCUUGCAAACGCUGAUGCUUUAUGUGCUGCAGCAGUACCUUUAAUGGAUCCUCAAGAAACUUUGCUUGAAGGGUUUAGAGAAAAAUGUGUUAUGAAUAACUACUUUGGAAUUGGCAUAGAUGCUAAGAUCACAUUAGAUUUUCAUCAAAAACGAGAAGAACACCCUGAAAAAUGCAGAUCUCGUGCAAAAAAUUAUAUGUGGUAUGGUGUUUUGGGAAGCAAAGAAUGGCUUCAGAAAACCUACAAAAACUUGGAACAACGUGUACAAUUGGAAUGUGAUGGACAAAGGAUUCCUCUACCUUCUUUACAAGGGAUUGUAAUUUUAAAUAUACCCAGUUUUAUGGGAGGAACUAAUUUUUGGGGUGGUACAAAAGAAGGUGAAGUGUUUUUGGCUCCUAGUGUCGACGAUCAAGUUCUUGAAGUUGUAGCUGUUUUCGGUUCAGUACAAAUGGCAGCUUCGAGAUUAAUAAACCUUCAACACCACAGGAUAGCUCAAUGUCAUACUGUGCAAAUUAAUAUUACAGGUGAUGAAGGUGUCCCUAUUCAAGUUGAUGGAGAGGCCUGGGUCCAACCUCCUGGCAUGAUCAGAAUAAUUCACAAGAAUAGAAUGAGGAUGCUUUGCAGAAACAGGGCUCUAGAGACAAGCUUGAAAUCAUGGCAGGAAAAGCAAGGAAAGGGCAAACUUAGGGCACCUUUACCCCAUUCUUUAUCUCAAAGUGAAAUGCAAAUGUUGAUUUCAUUUAUUGAGGCUACAACUACAUUAGUAAAGUGCGUUAAAGUACUGAUCAUUAAAAAUCCUUCUAUAGAAGCUGAAGUUUAUGAAUUAGCAGAUAAGACAGCAUCCAAUCUGGAAAAAGUUCAUCCUAGUGGAAAGAUACAACAAGGACCUGAGCUGCGUUUAUUAUUAACUUCAUUGGUUAAAAGUGCAAAAGAGCUUCAUGAAGGGGCUUGCUUACUUCUGAAGGAGAAAUCAAAUUCCUUCGAAAUGGAAUCAGAACUGGAAACACAAUUAAGUAAUGCCAUUACUAACAUGGAGGGUGAACUUAGGAAGUGUCAUAUAUCAGAAUGUGGCCAGUCACUUGUUUAUUUGCAGCAGCCUCCUGACGACCGAAAAUCAAAAAAGGGUUUGUCUUGGUUGAAGUUCCGUAGGGAGAAAACUGAAAAAGGAGAUUUCCCAAAAGGAGUUUCAAGAGAUGUCAGUUCUUGGGGUGUUCAAGAGGUUAGCUCUUGGUUGGAAUCUUUGCAACUUGGAGAAUACUGUGAGGCUUUCACUAGGCAUGAUCUCCGAGGUCGCGAAGUGAUGACCUUAACAAGGAGAGAUCUUAAGGAGCUUGGAGUGACUAAAGUUGGCCACGUGAAGCGUUUGCUGCACGCCGCCAAAGACCUCAAGGAUCACCAGGCCUCCUACGGUAGUGGCUGAAGAAGGAACGCGGUUCGAUCAAUAACGUUAAGCAAUAAUCUCUUAAUAGACUAGACAGCUAAGGUUCCCAUCUCUACCCUAAUGUUGCUCUUUCAGCACUAGGAAAGACACAACUUUUUCUGACCAAAGUUAGGUGCUUUCUAUCUCAGUAUUUUCUUAAGCUUCAGCUCUUCUUUUACAUUAAGUACAUUUACCCAAUACAAGACCAAAUAUUUGUAUCAAAUUUUAUUUAAAAAACAAAAAAAAUGAGCACAUUUUUCGUAGUGAUUAAAUUAAAACUAGUGUUUGUAUAGUUGUUUUUUUAAUAUUUAAAAUCUUGCAUAUUGACUGAAAAUGCCUUUCAUGUUUCACAUCGUUUUUAUAUCAUACGAUUCUACCUUUAUAAAUUUAAUAAGAUUACUGACUAAUAUAGAUUUAUAUGUUAUAGUUAAAAAACUAUCUGUAUAAUUUGCGAUUUGCUAAUUAUAGCACUUGAUCUCAUCACUAUUAAUAUAUUAUGAUAUAUUUAUAAGGUAAAUAUUUAUAGAAAAUACUUUCAAAAAGUAAUAUUUAUAUCUAAACGUAAUUUUAAGAUUUUCAGAAUCGGGACCAACGUUGAGGUCUCCAUAUUGCUACCAUUUUUUACCCUACUCACUGAUAUUACGGGUCUUCAUUUAUCAUAUUUGCAAUAUUUUAAUCUUCCUCACUGGAAUAUUAACAUUAUUUGUAUAUAUAUUUAUCAAUUUAAUUCACAUAUUGAUUAGGAGUAAUGUUCUAAACUCUUCCCAAACAUUAGUUUCUUCUUCUCGGGUGGGAUAUAUCUCUUAAUAUGUUCAUUACAGUAUUUAUAAUUUAGGUUGUAUAAUAUGCAGUAUUGUGUUACCAUUGUACCUUAAUAGCAAUAAUUCAUACGAGAAGAUUGUUUAACAUUUUGUGUUAAGAUUGUUUUGUUUUUUCAUAUGCUUGCUCUUGUAUUUACUCUUAAAAAUUAGUGCUAAUCAUUUGAAAAUAUAAGUCGAUCUUAUUGAUCACAAUAAUUUUUCUAAUCUUGUAGUCUUCAUUUGGGAUACAUGUUGAAUCUCAGUUCAUCAAUAAGUUUAAUCUUUAUACUAUUAAAAUUAAAGUAUGUUCUUAUUCCAUCAAUGUCGACUCCUACUAUUAUUUAUUAGUAUUGAGACAAAGUUUCAGCCACCUAAGUUUUUAUUGUUUUCAUCAAUUUUUAUUCUCAUACAGGAACAAUUAAUUAUAUUUUCUUGUAUUAAAAAUUCAUUAAAAUGGGAAAAAAGGUAAUAUGACAUAAAUCAAGAUUAUCAUAAUUAUUUGUUCCUCUAUAUUUUUCUCAUGCCACUUAGUACAACAAUUAAGACGGGAAGGAGAAAAUAUCUAUAUAGCGAACAUAUCUAGCCACCAGAGUGAUAAGGUCGAGAUUGUUUCCUUAGGUUUUCCACAAAAUAAUUUUUAAACCUCUUAAUACAUAAGAGAAUCUGUACUUUUAUUAUCUUGAAAGUUACUCCUAGAGUACAUGCUUAUCUGACAGAGUCAUUUGUUCUGUAAUAGUUCUGUUCAUGUUUCAUAGUCUUAAUUUUAAUUUUUAUGGGUUUUUUAAUACAUUUUUGUCAUUUUGAUUAAUUUCUAGUUACUCUGUAAGAAAUCUUUGUUAUAUUAAACUCUAACGAAAUAAGCUUACUUCAUAUAUAAUUCAAUUUGAAAUUGAUUAUGACUUAGACGAAAAGUUGCUAUUUCCUAAUGGUGGAGAAUUUAUUUUUAAAAUAUACUGUGAUAAGGACAUGACUCUUGGCAUUUUUAAACUGAAACUAAAGGUGGUUGAAACAAUCUUAAUUUUAUAAGUUAAUGCUCUUUCUGCCUUGAAAUGAACUUGUAUAUUAGUAAGUAUAUAUACAUAUAAAAAGCUUUAAAAUAUCUAUAUAUAUAUAUAUAUAUAUAUAUAUAUAUAUAUAUAUAUAUAUAUAUAUAUAUAUACAUACAUAUAUAUAUAUAUAUAUAUAUAUCAUAUACAUACAUAUAUAUAUAUGUAUACUCUUUAAAAAGAUAUUAUUUUUACAAUAUUAAAAAAAAUAAAAUAAAAAAAUUUUGUUUUUAAUUGUGAAAACCAUCUUAAUGACCACUAACUAAACAUUACUUUCAUAAAUAAGACUGGUUAAAGUAAACAAAAGAGCAGGAAUAUAAUGGAUAAAUUUCAUACAAACUUAAAACUCUUGAUUAAUGAAAUUCAUGACAAAAUAUUAAAAUUAGAUUUAUUUUAAGAUAAGAUGUUUUAAUAGAUUUAUUUUAAGGAGAUAAAAUUUAAAAUAUGUAAUAUAGAUAUUUGAACAUGAUAUAAUUUAUACAUAAGUAAACUACUAUGAUAUAAAAAUUCUAUUUAUCAUUAAAUAUUUAAUUAUUUCAAAAUGGGUUUCCUUUUAAUACCAUUCAUCAACUCUGUUUCUUUUCUUUGUUCGUAUAGUUUCAUUAAUAUUCAUUUGUUAUAUUUGCUUUUAGAAACAGGGUAAAAAUAACUUGGAGAUUAUUUAUUAAUGUUGAAAAACUAGUCAAAACACUAUCUUCUUAAUAUUGCUACUAAGUUUGGCAGCAGUUUGUUAUGACAGCUGAUCAGACAAAUCUAGAUACCAAUAAGUAACCAAUUUUCUAAUAAAUUAUUUUCUUGUAGUACAAUACUACAAAUUCUGUUAGAUUGUUAGUAAUAGUAAUUCUAUUCAUUGUGAAAGUUUAACAUAAUUGUAUAAAAAUCUCAUAUUGUUAUUAAUCUUGUGAAUGGAUGUUAUAAUCUAAUUCAUUCCUCCCAUGCUGUACUUGCCUUAUCUGCAACUUCAAGCUUUUCAUUGAUUAUAAUUAUUUUUCUCCUCUUUACCCUGCCGCAGUAACCAAUAAACAAGUAAUGAUCCGGUUUAAAACAUUAUAAUUAAGAUGAUCCAACAUCAUAUACUUCUAUGUUUAAAUCAAAUAUGUCUCUCACCAAUAUACUGAGUUUAAAAUUGUUGUCCCCUUCCUUUUGUUGACAAUGCUUUCUAUUUCUUUUAUAAUGCUCUUUCCUUAUAUUAAUCCUUUCCAUAUUGUCGAAACCUGUACUCUAAAGUCAAUAGUGAGCUCCUGUGAAUAUUGUAUUAUUGUUAGUUUGGUAGUUUAAUUUUGCUGAGACAUUUAUCCAGAUAUAAUAUUUUUAUAGCUAUGUUGAUGUUAUAUCUAUGUAAGUUUAUAAUCAUUCUCUUAUCAUUAGCCAAAAAAAUUAUUCUUUUUUCUUCUUUAAAUAUAUGAUGACAUAGGAUGUCUACCAGACCUGGAAUAAAUGGAAAAAUCAGGGAAUUUUUUGAACAUAGAAAAGUCAGGGAAUAUUAUGGGAAUUAGAAAAUUUUAGAAACUAUAAGAGCACCAGUUAACUGUUAUGAUACAAAAUCAUUGUUGCUUACAAAAAGUCUACAGAGUAGUGAAAUAUUCACAAAUAAUUUUAUUUUAUUGUUUCAGUAAUAGUUAUUGUCAAUAAUUACAACUAUUGGUUAUAUAUUUCUGUGCCAAAAAAAUUUAAAGUUAGUUUUACAGAUGAUUUGUUUUACUGUUUUGAAUAUCACUCAUGCUGCUUCGAUGUUUUAUUGCUCUGGGAAACAUUAUUUGUAAAGCUGUUUAAUUUUUGUUAGAUUUCUUACAAACAUUUAAGUUAAUUUUCUUAUAAUACCUAAAUUAUUGUGGACCAGUAUUUAAAGUGUUAAAUAUUACACCUAAUAUGUAAAAUUAUUAAUAAUAAACAUCACUUUUUAAAAAUUUACUAUUUCAGUGACCUGAAAUUUUUUCCAAACAUAACCUAGAAACGUCAGUUAAUUCCAUAAAAAGGUUUCCAUAGACACCUUGUAGUAAGUACAAACUGAUUUGCAAAUCCUUAACUUUUUCAUGAGAUUUUGUACUACCUUUAAUUUCUUAAGUUAAAAUCUUUUAAACCCAAAAUAUUUUAUUAUUUGUUGCAUAUAAAACAAGUACAGUCUGUUCAUUAAUUAUUUUUAAUCUGAUAUUGUAGUAUUGGUACAUUAUCUUUAGAUAUUGGAAGGGAGUAAUUUUUAUAUUGACUUUUAAUUGUAAUUGUAUUUCUCUGUGUAAUAGUUAUAUUAAACUCAGUGUGUUGUAGGAUAUUUAAUGGAACUAUUUCAAAGUACCACUUUGCCUUAUGCAUUGUAUAAUCAUUAGAAUAAUCUAUAGACUGCCUGAGAGUACUGUAUCUUCCCUAGAUGUUCUUCUGCACCCAUAGUUUGUAACGCAUAUAUGCCUUUUAUGGCACUCCGUAUGGUGUUUUGUGCAUUAUCUUCUAUUUUGAUAUUACCUAUAUUAAAUUUUUAUGAUGCUUAUAUUUCAAUUUCACUUGCAUCAUAUAAUUCCUACAUGGUAUUAAAUUGGAUGUCAUCAUAUUAGUUUUUAAAAUUUAUCUUAUUCUUCCUUCAUCUUAAUUCUCCUUUUUUUAAAUAUAAAAUUAGUUGUGAUUUUUUUUUUUUAAAUAUAAAAUUAGUUGUGAUUUUUUUUUUUUUUUUUUUUUUGUAUAUUACGACAUUUUUCUGCAAAUUUAAUGUGAUAGAUUACAUACCGAUUUUUCUCAUUAUAUAACAUUAGUGAUAGUUUUAUGUAUUGUAUUUACUUUUCAUCAAUCUUCUGUUUUUUCUUCCCUUGAAUAACCAGUGAAUCGGAACCCAUAAGUAUGAUUUACACUGAUUGGAAUGAUUAGGACUGAAUUGAAAUUAUUUAAUUUCCAAUAGUAGUUUUAUUCCAUGUUAUAUUCUAAAUUACUGUUUUUUACUAUUAUUUAAAUGAGAUGAAGGAUAAAAGAAAAAUGUUCAUGUAAAAAAUUAGUCACUACAAAAAAGUUUUAAUUUUUUACGUCCCUUAAGAAACAUUAAAUUUUAGUAUUGUUUAUGUUUGUGGAAUCUAGAUCUUGAAUUUUUAUGAACAUCUAAUAAGAACUUUAUUAUUUAUGCAUGUUAAUUAUUUUAACUUUCUUCUCUUCUAACUUUCUCCAGAGGUCACAAUAUUUGACUUUAAAUAUAAGUAUAAAAAAUAUAAAAGAAACAUAUUUGACUUUAAAUAUGAGUGUAUAAAAGAAACAUAUUUGACUUUAAAUAUGAGUAUAUAAAAGAAACAUAUUUGACUUAAAAUUCGUGACUUGUGAGCAAAGUUGUAAGAGACACGAUAUAAUGAAACAUCUAUCAUAUAAAUUUUAUUUAAAUUGUUUUGGUAUUUUUAAUGGGGAACAAAAAGUUUAACAAAUUUGUAAAACUUUGAUAUGAAUAUUAGUACCCUGACUUUAUAACAAUUGUUGAGUUGUGUAUUAGAAAUUUUAUAACUACUAUAGAAUUAAUUAAUAAUUAAUUCAAUGAAUAAAUGAAAAAAAAAAGGAGAGAAAAGCAAAAACCUUAAACGAAAAAAUUAUAAACAAUCACUUCAAUUCUUCAAAUAUUUAUAAAAUUUGUCAAAUGUGAUGAUUAUAAGCGCAUCUUAUAAAAUGCAUGAAUAUAUGAUUAUUACAGAAUGGCAAAAAUAUUUCAUUUACUUUGACAAUGAAUACAUUAAAGGAUAUAAAUAUUGUUUUUUGUUUUUGAAAAAUUAAUUUUGGGACCAAAAAUUACUAAGAUAACUAUUAUUGUAUAAGUGUUUGGUAGAUGUUAAUAUUCUUCCUUGAUUAGUUUUAGGUUAUGAGUCAUUUUUUUUUCAUAUUUAAUGUAUGUUUUGCAUAUUUUAAAUCUUCCAAUUUCUUAUCUUAAUUUUAUACUCACAACUGUUUUCAUCUCCUACACUGAAAACUAACAAAAAAAAAAAUAUGUAUAUAAAAUGUCACUAUGUUUCAUCUCUCACUUUUUAUGUUUUGUCGUUUUUUAUAUGAAACUUCAACUAUAAAGUUAUUUAUUCUUUAAAGAAAUUUAAUCAUAUUUUACUAUGAGUGAGAAAGUUAGUAUUUAUUCUCUGGGUCUACUGUAAAAUGAAUGUUUAGCCUCUCCAAUAGGAAUUGAAUCAGCACAGCUUUGAAGGUUCUUAUCAUUAGUGAUGAUGUUAUACGGCUCUUCUGCACCUUUCAUUACAAGUUAAUUAAAAUUUAAUAUUCUGUAAUAUUCAAUAAAAUAUACUUGAAGAAUUGUGGUAUAUUAUAUGUGAUGGUGGUGCUAAGAUUGGUUGAAAACCUUUGAGGAUUAGAGAUCAAUUUUAAUAUCGCUGUGAAAUAUUAAAGUUUACAAAAGUGCAGAAAUAUGUUGUUUACUAUAAGUUUUAAUUAUUUAAGAAAUCUCUGAUGUUUAUUAUUUAAGACUUUUACAGUAUAGUUAGUAAUUUAAUAGUGGAUAUUUAUGAGCAUGAUGUGUGUAACGCACAAUUCUGAUGGUCCUGUUGUGUAUAUAUCUGUUUUAAAUGUACAUGAACGUAUUAUUGAACUCGUACACUUGUUAUUACUCUGUGAUAAAUCACCAUGAGUGAUCUAUGAUCUCUUCAGUAUUAAACAGUGCUAUUUGGUUAUUGAAUAUAUAAUCUUUUUAAUGUUUUUACGUCUUUACAAACCUAAAAAUGGUGGUUCUUCUUAAAUUCUUUUUCUUUUUCCCUUGAAAAGAUCAUUAAUUCUGAAUCUUUAACAAGUAUAUUUGUUUAAUCUAUAAAGUUAUUUGUAUAUAUAGUUACUUAUAUGUUGCUCUUGUGUUUAAAAAUGGUGUGUGCUUAGUCCUUAAGUUUUGUAUAUUAUUUUUUAUAGUUUAUCAUGCAUGAUGAUUUUGUAUAAUAUAAGUUGUUAUUGUUAACUGUUUUAUCUUUUUACUGACAGAAUUUUUAUAUUUAUUUGGUUUUUAUUGAUGGCUGUGCAUUUUUGAACAACGAAAGACAACUGUAACUUUAGUAAUAGCGGUUUUCCUGGCCUAAUUAUGUAUAUUUGUUUUUUAAUUCGAGUCACAUAGCUUAUAUAAUACUUUGUUAUAACAGAAAAUGAUCUUUUUAAGAUUUAUGCAUAUCUCAAUAAUUUAAAAACGUAUUUAUAAUUAUCAGCCUUUCAAUAAAACUCUUUUGGCUUUAGUGCACAUUUAUUAUAUUACAGUAAUAAAUUGGACGAAGUAUUGUAACCUUUGUUCCUUGAAUUUUUUUUCUUUUUGACUUAUAUGGAAAUAAAUUAUCUUGAUAACAAAUUUAUUUUUCUAUUUAUUGAUACCUGUUCACCAUACAUGUUAUAAAAAAAAAACUUAUUUGCCUAUGGAUGGAACCAGCCUCAUCAUCUUUUAAAAUUUUCAUUGAUGUUUUUUUCAAGUAU
Molecule: messenger RNA, 10681 nt
Organism: Nezara viridula (southern green stink bug)
Lineage: Eukaryota; Metazoa; Arthropoda; Insecta; Hemiptera; Pentatomidae
Source: the annotation of a GenBank genome assembly